This is a messenger RNA of Colletotrichum paranaense, 1143 nucleotides long. RefSeq lists its product as uncharacterized. Bases 1 to 1143 code for a protein of 380 amino acids. The transcript has 2 exons. NCBI's taxonomy places the organism in Eukaryota, Fungi, Ascomycota, Sordariomycetes, Glomerellales, Glomerellaceae. The record is from RefSeq and is a predicted model, not a curated record.
AUGGACGGGCAUGAGAUGGAAACGUUUCCUUUGGAGUCGGUCACUAAGCCGCAAUUGCGGCGACUAGGGGGAGCACUAUGGGGUUGGAAAUUGGGUAUUGACAACGAAAGCAUACAAGUCAGGCCGAAUACUGUGAAGCUGGAGCCCUAUUUCCAGUUCUAUCGAAAGAUGACAGCGUCCUAUGUAUCUGAUGCUUUCCCGCCGGAUGAAGUCCAAGCUUUACGAUCGCACGAUGAUCUAUGCGACAUUAUCACAUUGAUCACGUCCAAACCAGAUGCUCGAAGAACCGCGUUGACGGAAGAAUACUUCUCUGGCCGUCAGAGGGAUAGGGAGACCCUGCCAGAAGAUGAGAAACAAGCCUUCAACCUCGCCAUCAAGGCUAUUCUGAUGAUAAGCUGCUCAUACGAGGAAGAAGCUGGUAGCAUCGAGUCCAGCAUCUGGAGGAACGACCAGUCCGCGCGAGACCUUGUGUUGGCUACAUUUCCAGUCAGAGAUCACCCGAACCUCAACGAACCUGACGGAUCCCUGCCAGAUAUCAAGUCAGCGUUGAGAGCAACAAGGCUCAAAAAAGUUGCUCGACUAUCAUUCAGGGGCACAGAUGACCUCCGGAACCAUCUCCGGAUGGAUCUCAAAACCGGAGUUGUGGAACUUUACCACCAUACUGCCUUCUUGAAGGAGUGCCUCGAAGUAUCGAAGGAUAUUGACGUAGAGCCUGUACUACCACGAAAACUGGCUUGGGAAACCCUAGACUCCCUUCAAAAUAUUCUAUUUCGCAUAUCAGACGAGAGCUCACGAGCUUUACUUCGAUCUUUAGUGUCGAAGGACUCCUUCGAUCCCGAUUGUCUGAGCCUUAUUUAUCGGCCAUAUCUGCGUGAUAACGAAAGAGAGAUCAAGUAUCAUUACUGGGGCUCUCGAUUGAUGGACUUAUACGACGAACUCGAAAACCCAAGACCCCGGAAACCUAUCUACGUUUGGUUAGAGCAACGCAGUAAAGCAAGGCAUGUGAUGUUGGCGACACUCAUUGGGGUAAUCAUUGCAGUAAUCAUUGGAUUACUGGGACUAGUCGUCAGUCUCUUCCAGGCCUGGGUGUCGUAUCAGGCGUGGAAACACCCUGUACAGGACUCGACCGAGGUAGCUAAAUAG